AUGAGUGGUGUCUCCCCGGUCAACGAUCCAGCUGAGGAAACGCCCAUGGACGAGGAUGAAACCUCGGCCGAUGUCCUUCCUCUAACGUCUUCACCAACUGAUCUGCCACCCGCAUGCAGCUCAGACCAGACAGUCCGGCGCAACUCCAGGUUCCUUAUACCAGAUGGGAACCUGCAGAUAAUCGUAGCAGGUACAGAAUAUCUGGUUCAUCGCUCCAUCUUUAUGCGAGAAUCCGAGUUCUUCAGAAGCCGCGUAUGCACGCAGUGUUCGUCUUCACAUGCCGUUCCGGUUAUCUGCCUGUCGGACGUCGACUGCAACGACUUUGACCUGUUCUUGGACAUCAUCUACCCCAGGGAUUACAAUAAGCGCAUGGCAGAAACCUUGGCAGAUUGGACUGCGGUACUCCACCUGUCCGACAUGUGGGGAUUCAGGACCAUCCGUGAGCUCGCCAUGCGGAAGUGUUUUCCGCUUGCGCUGCCGGUGGACAAGAUCGUGUUGGGGCGUCGAUACGACAUCAAGGGCUGGCUCAAGGAUGCCUACGUAGCUAUAUGCCAGCGAGAGGAGCCGCUGACGCUGCAGGAGGGAAAGCGGCUUCACCUUGAAGACGUUAUAGCCAUAUCCGAGGUACGGCAAAGCAUACGGGAUGCCAAGAUGCUUGCUCCCGCAGAGACAGUGGUCUCCACCGUCGUCCGCGCAUUUUCCUCUCGACUACCGGCCGAGGAAAGCUCCGAGCCGGCCCCUUCGACGUCCGUUCCACGCGAGAAUGAAGCAGGGGAUUCGAAGAAAUCGACGAAGGCCAAGGACCUAAGGAGGCGGUGA
Messenger RNA from Punctularia strigosozonata HHB-11173 SS5, 819 nucleotides. RefSeq lists its product as uncharacterized. The coding region runs from base 1 to 819 and encodes 272 amino acids. Gene Ontology annotation, molecular function: protein binding. The transcript is spliced from 3 exons. The record is from RefSeq and is a predicted model, not a curated record. NCBI's taxonomy places the organism in Eukaryota, Fungi, Basidiomycota, Agaricomycetes, Corticiales, Punctulariaceae.